UUCUUCAAAAGCGAUUUAAUAAUAACAUCAUCACAAAUUCCGUGAUUUCGCUUUCUGGCCGUAUCCAACGUGAUUGCGAGCGUGUUUCGUUGAUCGUCCCUUUGGCCGCCAGCGCCAGAGAGCAGUUCGUUCCCAUCUCGCCGGCACCCGAAACGCCAUGGUCAUGUUACGCGCGGCGGCACUCCUAUCCUCGGCACGAAGAAUCCCGCUGAUCAAGUUCCGGAAAGGUGGACCGUUCCUGGACGUCGCCAGCCAGUCGACGGGCGGUGCGGCCGGUACUUCCGCUGCCUCGGCAGCCACACCUGCGCACGCCCGCUCGGUGUCGUCCGGAGAAGCGAUCGAGGAGUGGCAGCUGCCGGCGCGCUAUCGCCGAAAACCGAUCGAUGAGGUGGAGAUGGAGUAUAUCAACCGUGGGGGACCACCGGCAUAAUGACCGGCCUUGUUGCGGUUGUGUCUGUCCCCUAGUCAGCAAGCAGCAGCGGGAGCGCGCGGGCGGGUAUGGGAGUUAGUGAGUUAGGAAAUCAUUUACUACACGGUACAACCAGCCAGCAGACCUCUGUCCAUCCUGAGAUCCUGUAAAGAUAUGGAGGUUUGUCUUUGGCAAAACCAACCACGACGGUGCGGUUCCACUCAGCACACGGGGUACGAACGCAGCAUCGCGGACCGACUUACUGCGUAACGAAUCUAUCGCAUCGCCUAACCAAGCGCGUUUGCAGCUAAUAAAUCCUUCUAUCGAUAUCACACAAUGGUGCUACACAUAUUAAACACACAGGAUACGUCGUUUAAACUAG
Messenger RNA from Anopheles aquasalis, 791 nucleotides. RefSeq names its product alpha-ketoglutarate dehydrogenase component 4. Lineage: Eukaryota; Metazoa; Arthropoda; Insecta; Diptera; Culicidae. Gene Ontology annotation, biological process: 2-oxoglutarate metabolic process. The record is from RefSeq and is a predicted model, not a curated record.